Molecule: messenger RNA, 3228 nt
Organism: Colletotrichum lupini
Lineage: Eukaryota; Fungi; Ascomycota; Sordariomycetes; Glomerellales; Glomerellaceae
Exons: 6
Coding region: 1-3228 (1075 amino acids)
Source: RefSeq, a predicted model, not a curated record
AUGGACGAGACCAGAUCGAGCCAGACGCGUGGUUUCACUGCCCGGUUCCAGCCCAAGGUUGCCUUGCCUGAUCUGACCCUCCACGUUGGCCAACAUGCCACCAAAAGCUCUCGGAAGAAUAGUCCGACUCGAGAGUCGCCAGCAGAUACAUCCAAUGUAGGAGCAGCCUAUGAAGAAUACUAUGCGGCCCCAACUCCUGGCCCUUGGUCGUCAUGGGUCCGCGAUGCUGAGGGCAGGGGAUUCUACUACAGAAGCCGAAUGAGCGCCACAGGAGAUAUUGAGUGGGACUUUUCGCGCUCGCCAACGUAUCGGAGUUAUAACUACAUGCAACCAUUGCCACGGAUGUCCUACUAUCAGCAACCCAUCAAGACAAGCCCGAAUCCAGCAACUGCAUUCACAUACACGUUCCGUUAUCCGUCCAACUCAGCACCGCGGGAAGACCGGCCGACAGCAGGAUCUGACUUUUCCCACGAUGCAAGCGACGAAGAGUCAUUUCCAGCCGCGAGCUCCAGUGUUUUGAUACCCGCCAUCAUCGACGUGGACACCAAGAACAAUGUCAAGGUUAUGGUUCCGGAUCCCAGAACCGGAGAAGCGAAGACAAUUUAUGACAACAGGCAUAAGCAUUCCCAUAAGAAGAAAAUGAGCCCGCAACACAAGAACACCGUUGAUUACAUUUCGACGUGUGACUUCUUGAUCUCGCGUCCUCUUCGCGUUUAUUUUCAAUUGGUUCUAGGCGGAAUCCUUCGUCGAUACACUUAUCCAAUGCCUGUAGCCACACCAUUCUGUAAUCAGGAUGGCCAUAAUGGCUCGUGCCAAAAUUUCCAGGUACUCGCCUUUGAACUUGCGACCAUGCCCGGAGGCUUGUCUCCCGCGGGCUUCCGCCCACGGAGCUCAAGCCAAGUGAGGGUGUAUUCCCACGAAGAAAUCAUCUUUCCAAAACUUUACGAAGAGGCGUGGGGCAGCGAUGGGUUCGGCGAUAAUCGAACGGAGCUGGAACGAGCCAGAAUCUUCCUCAUGCGGUUUGCGAAGAUGAAUCCUGAUCCAUUUACGAGCCAAGAGCUGCAAUCAAUCGUCAUGAACCACGAAAAUCGGACGAUACCGGCGCUAGCUCUUGCAGUGCAGAUGAGGAUCUUUGGAAAUCGCCACGAUAGCUUUGCGGCGACGCCUCUUCUGCAAUGCAUACGGUUUAUGCUCUUGAAAGCCAGGGUCCCAGAGUUCAUAUUUUCGGACAAAACGAAGCUUAUUAUGGAUUUUUACUUCGAUCCAACGAUGGCAAGAAGCAUUGAGCCUCCACCACCAGAUGGUAUCGUCUACAAAUAUCCCUCCGGUCGUCUCGAGAUUGCUAUUGUAGGCGGUGGGCCAACAGCGCUAGCAUCAGCAAUAUCUCUCGCCGAGAAGGGUGCUGGGAAAAUUCAGGUUCACGUCUACGAAAGGCGGUGGGUCGUCAAAGAUGGGCCGAGGGGACCUUAUAUCGACUACCCCUCGACAGCCAGGCGUCGUGAUCAGGUUGUCACGCUACAAGAGUCGGUCACGACGUUGAUGAGUAAAGCAACUCAGCAGGCAUUGUUUGAAGGUCGUCCAGAACGAGUCUGGCCGGGCUCAGCCAAUAUUCAGAUUCGCAAAGUCGAGGAUCGUCUUCUCCGGAGAUGUCACGCCGCCGAAUUUCAGGAUCUCAUUCACCUCCACGCGGAAGAUGUGACGCAUGAAGAUAUGGUGAAGAUUGGCGACUUCCAUGUUCUUCUGGGAGCCGACGGAGCUGCAUCGUGGGUCCGCAAAUCGUAUUUCCACGGAUAUGAAAAUGAACGUGGGCGAAGUUAUGCCUUGGGCCUCGCUUUUGAUCGGCCGGCCGGUCUGCCAUGGUCGCAACCCCUGAACGUCUUCUUGACUCUGGGUCAGACUCGGUAUCUCCUGAACGCUAGUGACUACGAUGGACGUGGAUACCUCAACAUGCAACUCACAGAGGCAGAGUGGCACAAGAUGCUCGCCAAGGAUGGCCAGCCAGUCACCUUUGGAUAUCCUGGCUGCCUCCGAAACCCCGAUGGGACUAUACCGAAAGGCUUCACAGAGAACCAGGUCUUUGCACCUUCAGAAGACAGGGAGAGUUCAUUAUGGAGGUCAAUUUCUGACGGCCUCAAGCUCUUCGGCUUCAAAGAAAGCGAGGUCAUCAAUGUCGUCCGGAUUCCAAUUGUUGUCCAGGCUGUACGAGAAGGCAUCCAGUAUCUGCCGCCUUGUGACUCGGGGGCGAUCAAUCGGCCACAUGCCCUCGUUGCAGUGGCAGGAGAUGCUGCUAUGACAGUUCACUUUUGGCCAGGCCGCGGCCUCAAUAGUGGUGUUAAGUCAGGCAUCGCUCUAGGAGACGAAAUUGUCCAUGCGCUCAAUGGGGGCAAAUUCGUUGGGUUGCCUCUUACCGCUAUGAAUCAGUACAAUGACUUCAUCAUGAAGUUGCAGGACCGCGAGCAUGACAAGCGCAGUAUCCCGAUACUUAAUCAGUCCGGUACACCAGAGACCUUGGGCUGGCUACUCAGCAAGGCAAAUACGGUCCCGGACAACGUUGCAAUCGAAUGGCUUGUGGGUGCAAUGGCUCAGAUUGCGGAACGACUUGAACAGAGAGGCGACUGGGCCUUUGGCCCCGUGGCUAACGUCGAGCCUCAACUUCGGAUAGUACUACGACAGAUGGACUCUGCAACGCUUAGGGAGAUGGCAGUCAGCUUCCCGUGGCCAACACGAGAAAUGGGCGGUGCCGAGGUUCUCCCUCUCCGGUCUAUGAAGCCAGAAGAGAAGCAAAGAUGGCUUCAGGGUAUCUGGGGGCUAUUGAGAGACGAGGUCGGCCGAGACUCGCAAAAGCGUCCUCCCUCCCGUGGAGAUCGAGGACGGCCACAGUCUACAUCACGAUUUGAGGCCCCGCGUGGUGCUGCCCUGCAUCCGCCUAGAGCCGUUUCGCCGUCGACACAGUUCCUAUCGCCAACGCCUGAUAACGCUGCACCAAGCCGCUCAGAGUCGACAUUACGGAGAAGCAACGCCAAUCGAGGAGGCAUAUCACCAGGCCCCUCGGAGCGGACACUAGCUGUGCCCAAUGAGCUAGAUGGUAUGUCAUUUUCACGGCCACGCUCACCAUCUAUGGGUGGUGAAAUACCGUUGGGAAGAUUGCUUAGCGUGAGUCAGCGUCCGGGCCGCGCCGUUUUGGCCGAUGCUAUGUCGUUGGCACUAUUUCGUGUCGACGGGGAUUGA